Molecule: messenger RNA, 1029 nt
Organism: Argiope bruennichi
Lineage: Eukaryota; Metazoa; Arthropoda; Arachnida; Araneae; Araneidae
Product: techylectin-5A-like
Exons: 6
Coding region: 106-951 (281 amino acids)
Source: RefSeq, a predicted model, not a curated record
AGAAAAUCUUAAACUCACGCACCUGUUCAGCAUGCUUUAUAAACGAAAACUGUUCUCGAGUAUUGCAGUAACAUUUAAUUCGUCUGCCUAAGAGAAAAAUUCAUAAUGAAGGAAUUUUUCUGCUGUUCAGCGGUUUUGUUGCUGAUAUUUAUGGAUAUUUGCUCAGCGGCAGUAAUAAAAUCUGAAACUUCAAAGCCACUUGUGAUCUUCCAACACCGGAAGUCCAAUAAUGAUUCGAGGCCAGAAAUCCAACAAGGAAAUUGUCCCAAAUGUCCCAAACACGAGAGGCCGAUGGAUUGUGCAGAACUCAGGGAAAACGGCAUUACUGAGAGUGGAGUAUACACCAUCUAUCCGAGAAGCAGGCUGAGCGAUUGCAAGUCCAUAGAUGUUUAUUGUGACAUGACCACUGACGGAGGAGGAUGGAUAGUGAUUCAGAGAAGAGGUCAAUACGGCAAUGGUGAAGAUUACUUUGUGAAAAAAUGGAAAGAAUUCAAAGAGGGAUUUGGAAAUUUAAAAAAAGAAUUUUGGCUUGGAAACGACAAGAUCUAUUCCAUCACUAAUCAGGGCCGGUAUGCAGUGCGAUUCGAAAUGAAACACGUAAACGGAAAUUCUGCAUUUGCUCUAUAUGAAAACUUUUGGAUUGAAACCGAAGAUGCAAAUUACAAAUUACACCUCUCAGACUACAGUGGAACCGCUGGUAAUGCGAUUGGAAAUCACGAUGGAUGGCCAUUUUACACCAUAGACAAAGAAAACCGAGCUCGAGAGCACAGGAAUCCUCGUUCGGGAGGUUGGUGGUUGAACAACAGCCCAAGCAGCAGCUUGAAUGGACUGAACUUUUACAAAUCAGACAAAAUACAUACACAUCAAGGUAUCAACUGGAUGACUUACGGUGGAUUUGGAAACUCUUUCGAGUCUACUGAAAUCAAACUUCGACCGAAGAAAUUUCAUUAAAGUCACUGAUAUUUUCAAAAUUUAAAUGAAUUUGUAAAAACAGCAAUGCUAUUUAAAAUAUAUAAAAAUAUAGAAUGA